This is a messenger RNA of Knipowitschia caucasica, 2730 nucleotides long. The record is from the annotation of a GenBank genome assembly. Lineage: Eukaryota; Metazoa; Chordata; Actinopteri; Gobiiformes; Gobiidae.
AUGAAGGAAGAGAAGUCAUCAGGAAAGUCAGGAGGAGGGGCAGAGGGGGCAGAAGCAGCGGCUGCAGGGGCAGCGGCAGCAGGAAGCAUCAGGGGCUGCAGCGCAAGUAGAGGAAGGAGGAAGAUGACAAGAGGCAGCAGGAGCAUCAGAGAGAAAGAGCAGAAAAAGCCGUGCAGACGGAAGAAAGGACAUCAGGAGAGACAGGGGGAGCAGCAGGUGCAGUGCGAGCAGUUCGAGCAAGGCGCGCAAGAGAAAGAGCGGCGCGAGAGGGGGCAGCGCGAGCGGCAGGAGCAGCGCGGGCGGGAGCGGCGCAGGCGGCAGAGCCGGCGCGAGCGGCAGGAGCAGCGCGAGCAGCAGGAGCGGCGCGGGCGGGAGCGGCGCGGGCGGGAGCGGCGCGGGCGGGAGCGGCGCAGGCGGCAGAGCCGGCGCGAGUGGCAGGAGCAGCGCGAGCAGCAGGAGCAGCGCGAGCAGCAGGAGCAGCGCAAGCAGCAGGAGCAGCGCAAACGCGAGCAGCAGGAGCAGCGCGAGCAGCAGGAGCAGCGCGAGCAGCAGGAGCAGCGCAAACGCGAGCAGCAGGAGCAGCGCGAGCAGCAGGAGCAGCGCGAGCAGCAGGAGCAGCGCAAACGCGAGCAGCAGGAGCAGCGCGAGCAGCAGGAGCAGCGCGAGCAGCAGGAGCAGCGCGAGCAGCAGGAGGUGCAGCUGGAGCGGCGCGGGCGGGAGCGGCGCGGGCGGGAGCGGCGCGGGCGGCAGCGGCACGGGCAGGAGCGGCACGGGGGGGAGCGGCGCCGCGAGAGGGAGCGCCUCGAGCGGCAGGAGCAGCGCAAGCGUGAGCGGCAAAAGCAGUGCGAGCGGCAGCAACAGAGGCAGCAGGAGGAUCAGAAAGAGAAAGAGCAGAAAAAGCGCUCGAGCAGCCUGAGCAAGAGCAAGGCGAGCAAAAGAAGGGCGAGCACCUCGAGCAGCCUGAGCAAGAGCAAGGCGAGCAAAAGAAGGGCGAGCACGGGGAGCGCGACCCGGAGCAGCGCGAGCAAGAAAAGCGUGAGUAGAGGGGGCAGCAGGAGGAAAAGAGGCAGGAGCAGCGCAAGCGCGAGCGCCAAAAGCAGCGCGAGCGCCAAAAGUAGCGCGAGCGGCAGGAGAAGCGCAAGCGGCAGGAGAAGCGCAAGCGGCAGGAGCAACGCUACCGGCAAAAGCAGCGCGAGCAGCGCCAGGAGCAGCGCCAGGAGCAGCGCAAGCGGCAAAAGCAGCGCGAGCAAGAAAAGCGAGGUGCAGCAGGAGCGGCGCGAACGGCAGGAGCAGCGCGAGCGGCAGGAGCAGCGCGAGCGGCAGGAGCAGCGCGAGCGGCAGGAGCAGCGCGAGCGGCAGGAGCAGCGCGAGCGGCAGGAGCGGAGCGAGCGGCAGGAGCAGCGGGAGUGGCAGGAGGAGCGCAAGCGAGAGCGGCAGGAGCAGCGGGAGUGGCAGGAGCAGCGCAAGCGCGAGCAGCAGGAGCGGCAGGAGCAGCGCAAGCAGCAGGAGCGGCGCAAGCAGCAGGAGCGGCGCAACGAGCGGCAGGAGCAGCGCGAGCAGCAGAAGCAGCGCGAGCGGCAGGAGCAGCGCGAGUGGCAGGAGCGGCAGGAGCAGCGGGAGUGGCAGGAGCAGCGCGAGCGGCAGAAGCAGCGCGAGCGGCAGAAGCAGCGCGAGCGGCAGGAGCGGAGCGGGCGGCAAGAGCAGCAGGAGCAGCGGGAGUGGCAGGAGCAGCGGGAGUGGCAGGAGCAGCGCAAGCGCGAGCAGCAGGAGCGGCAGGAGCAGCGCGAGCGGCAGGAGCAGCGCGAGCGGCAGGAGCAGCGCGAGCUGCAAAAGCAGCGCGAGCGGCAGGAGGAGCAGCACGAGCAAGCACAGCGUGAGCACAAGCAGCGCGAAGAUGAGCAGCGCGAGCAGCAGGAGGAGCAGCGCGAGCAAGCGCAGCAUGAGCAUAAGCAGCGCGAAGAUGAGCAGCGCGAACGGCAGAGGAAGCAGCAGCAGCAGCGCGAGUGGCAGGAGCAGCGCAAGCGGGAGGAGCAGCGCAAGCAGCAGGAGGUGCAGCGGGAGCAGCGCGAGCAGCAGGAGGUGCAGCGGGAGCGGCGCGAGCAGCAGGAGGUGCAGCGGGAGCGGCGCGAGCGGGAGCGGCGCGAGCAGCAGGAGCGGCGCGAGCAAGCGCAGCAUGAGCAUAAGCAGCGCGAAGAUGAGCAGCGCGAACUGCAGAGGAAGCAGCAGGAGCAGCGCAAGCGGCAGGAGCAGCGCAAGCAGCAGGAGGUGCAGCGGGAGCAGCGCGAGCAGCAGGAGGUGCAGCGGGAGCGGCGCGAGCAGCAGGAGGUGCAGCGGGAGCGGCGCGAGCAGCAGGAGGUGCAGCGGGAGCGGCGCGAGCAGCAGGAGGAGCGGCGCGAGCUAGCGCAGCGUGAGCACAAGCAGCGCGAAGAUGAGCAGCGCAAGCAACAGGAGCAGCGAGAGCGGCGCGAGCAGGAGGAGCAGGAGCAGCAGGACGAGGUGCGGGAGCAGCAGGAAAAGAAGCAGGGAGAAAAGCGCGAGCGGGAGCAACAGGAGGAGCAGGAGAAGCAGCAGCAGGAGGAGCAGCCGGAGCAGCGCCAGCAAGCGCAGCAAAAAUAUGAGCAGCGCGAGCAAGCGCAGCGUGAGCAUGAUCAGCGCAAACACGAGCAGCGCGAACAGCAGAGGAAGCAGCAGGAGCAACGCGAGCAGUGGCAGCGCGAAAAAAAGAGGUAG